This is a messenger RNA of Loxodonta africana (African savanna elephant), 5622 nucleotides long. It is a transcript of the gene CFAP65, whose product is annotated as cilia and flagella associated protein 65. Gene Ontology annotation, cellular component: cytoplasm; sperm flagellum. Lineage: Eukaryota; Metazoa; Chordata; Mammalia; Proboscidea; Elephantidae. The record is from RefSeq and is a predicted model, not a curated record. Gene Ontology annotation, biological process: sperm axoneme assembly. The transcript is spliced from 33 exons. The coding region runs from base 1 to 5622 and encodes 1873 amino acids.
AUGGCGGUGGUGCGCCUGAUGUUCAGUGACAUUAGAGACUACACCAUGAACUCUGCAUCGUGCCUGAGUGCCAGCACAAUGGUUGUCCCCACCAUCAAUGGCAGCAGUGCAGCCAUGAGUGCCAGGAGCAGCAGCAUGAAGCAACCUUCCACGACCAAGGAGGCUCAGAUGUGCUUCCCAAAGAAGCAGGACAAAGUGAAGAGAAGAGUCAUCUGGGGGAUCGAAGUUGUUGAGGAGCUGCACUGGAAGGGCUGGGAGCUAGGGAAGGAGAUGACCAAGAAUCUGGCUCUGAAAAACCUAUCCUUGAAAAUCCAGAAGAUCAAGUACAGGCCUCCCAAGACAAAGUUCUUCUUCACGGUUAUCCCUCAGCCUAUCUUACUGAGCCCAGGUAUCACCUUCACUCUCCCCAUCUUCUUCCGGCCUCUGGAGGAGAAGGAGUACAAGGACCAGUUGUGGUUUGAAAAAGCAGAGGGGAUGUUCUGUGUGGACCUGAGGGCCCUGCUGCCUUGCCACAAGCUGAUCUGUCCACCAUCCCUGCAGCUGCCCAUGUGUGCCGUGGGAGACACGGCCGAGGCCUGGUUCUGCCUGGACAAUGUGGGGGACCUGUCCACCUUCUUCACCUGGGAGUUCUCCAGCCCAUUCCAGAUGCUGCCCACCACGGGGCUGCUGGAGCCAGGCCAGGCCUGCCGGAUCAAGGUGACCUUCCAGCCACUUAUGGCUGUCAUCCAUGAGGUGCAGGCCACAUGCUGGUACGGGGACAGCACCAAGCAGAAGAAUAGCAUACAGCUGCAGGCUGUGGCCAAGUGUGCCCAGCUGCUGGUGAACAUAAAGCAGAAGCGGCCCGAGGAUCAGGACGCUGAGGGCUGCCAGAAGGUGCUGUACUUUGGCUCUGUCGCUGUGGGCUGCACCGCUGAGAGGCAGAUCAAGCUGUAUAACCCUUCUGUGGUGAGCGCCCCUUUCCGGAUCGAAGUGGGCCCAGACAGUCUGGUCAAAGACCAGGCCUUCUCAUGCCGCACAGCCCAUGGCAUCGUGCCCCCAGGAGAAAGGAAAUGUGUGUCUGUGUUCUUCCACCCCGAGACCCUGGACGUCAGAACUAUGGACUACGUUGCCAUCACGCCCUCUGGAUGUGCCUCCCAAACUCUGCUCAAAGUUGUUGGUUUCUGUAGAGGUCCAGCUGUGUCCCUGCAGCAUGACUGCAUCAACUUCAGCUGGAUCACCCUAGGGGCACACGCUGAGAAGCCCCUGUGGAUUGAGAACAGGGAAGACUGCACGGCCUACUUCCAGUUUGCCAUUGACUGCCAGGAGAGCGUCUUCAGCAUCAGGCCUGCCUUCGGGACCCUGGCAGGCAAGGCCCGCAUGACCCUGCACUGCACCUUCCAGCCCACUCACCCCAUCAUCUACUUCCGGAAGGUGGCCUGUCUCAUCCACCACCAGGACCCGGUGUUCCUGGAUCUGCUGGGGACCUGCCACUCAGACAACGCCAAGCCAGCCAUCCUGAGACCCCAGCACCUGACUUGGUACCGCACACACCUGGCACGGGGCCUGACGCUGUACCCUCCAGACAUCCUGGGCGCUAUGUUGAAGGAGAAGAAGCUGAAGCAGGAUAAGAAUGGGGCCCUCAUGAUCCCCAGCGAGGACCUGGAGGACAAACCACCCCAGCGGUACCCUACCAUCCCUCCCAUGACUGAGUUCUUCUGUGACGGCACCAGCGACAUGGCCAUCUUCCCCCCACCCGUCAGCAUAGAGCCCGUUGAGGUGGACUUUGGUGCCUGUCCCAGGCCUGAGAUCCCCAGCCCUGUCCCCCUGUGCCUGAUGAACCACACCAAGGGCAAGAUCACUGUGGUUUGGACACACAGGCCGGGCUGUCCCUUCUGGGUGAGCCCGGUCACCUGCGAUGUGCCCCCACUCAAGUCCACUGCCCUGCGCCUGCACUUCCUGCCACCACACCCCAAUGGCCUGUACGAAGUGGAGCUGGAAGCCUUUGCUGUCUAUAAGGUCCUGCAGAAUUACAGUAACAUUGAGGAGAACUGCACGGUGUGCCCUUCCUGGUGUCUGACUCUGCGGGCACGAGGCCACAGCUACUAUCCUGCCUUCGAGCACCACAUCCCCCAGUACUCCCUGGAUGCCCCCAAGCUAUUUCCUGCUGUGUCUUCUGGGGAGCCCUCCUACCGCAGCCUGCUCCUCCUCAACAAAGGUCCCAUGCUGAUGACCUUCAACCUGGCCCCCAAAAGCAGCUCAGACAUCAUCCUGCGACCCAGCUCUGGCCUCGUGGCCCCUGGAGCCCACCAGAUCCUCCUUAUCUGCACCUACCCCAAGGGUAACUCCUGGAAGCAGCACCUUUUCUACCUGCAGUUCAAUUUCUGCCCCCAGUAUAUCAAGGAGGUGAGCAUGCAGAGCCGCGAGGAGCCAUUGCAGCUGAAGCUGGACACCUGUAAGAGUGUCUUCUUCAAGCCCACCUGGGUGGGCUGCUCCUCCACCAGCCCCUUCCCCCUGCGCAACCCCUCUCGUCUGCCCCUGGAGUUUGAGUGGAGGGUCUCUGAGCAGCACCGCAAGAUGCUGGCUGUCCAGCCUGCCCGGGGACUCAUCCAGCCCAAUGAGAACAUUACCCUGACAUGGACCUUCAGCCCUUUGGAGGAGACCAAGUACCUGUUCCGAGUGGGGAUGUGGGUCUGGGAAGCUGGCCUGCCACCAAACACCAAACUCCCUGUCACCACCCACUACAUGCUGCGGCUGGUGGGCGUGGGCAUCACCAGCAGCCUUUCAGCGAAGGAGCAGGAGCUGGACUUUGGGAACGUGCUGGUGAACAGCAAGCAGUCCAGGUUUCUGGUGCUCCUGAACAAUGGCAACUGUGCCCUCUACUACCACCUGUUCCUGGAGCAGUCCAGCCCUGAGGUCGUCAACAAUGACCCCCUCGAUCUGCAGCUGGAACGGACAGAGGGGUGCAUGCCACCCCGUUCCCAAGACAACAUCAGCCUGAUUGCCUACCCCAAGCACCAGGCCCGGUACUCCUGGACCAUCAGCUACUCGCUCCUCUCCCACAGAGAUAAUAAGGCUGGGGAGAAGCAGGAGCUGUGUCGCAUUUCCCUGGUGGCCGUGUACCCCCUACUCUCUAUCCUGGACAUCUGUGCCAUGGGCAGUGCCGAGGGCAUCUCUCGGAAGCACCUGUGGCACCUCUUCUCCCUGGACAUGCUCAACAGUUACUUGGAGCGCAACCCCACCCCCUGGGAGCUCACCUACAAGGUGCCCACGCGGCACAGCACGAGCCAGAUCCCCCCCAUCUUCACCCCUUUGAAGCUGGAUUUCAAUUUUGGAGCCGCGCCACUCGAAGCCCCACCCUCUGUGGUGCUCCUGGCCCUGAAGAACAGCGGGCUGGUGCCCCUGGACUGGGCCUUCCUAUUUCCAAGUGACCAGCAGAUCGGCCUGGAGCUGUGGGCAGAGCAAGCAGAGUUUAACUGCACUGAACUGCACCAGAUGCGCGCACAGGACAAUCGCCUCUUCUCCAUCAACCCCAAGGCCGGGAGCCUGAGUCCUGGGCAGGAGCAGGUGGUGGAGUUCAAAUACAGUCACCUGUUCAUUGGCACUGAUCGCCUCCCGGUGCUCUUCAAGGUGUCCCAUGGCCGAGAGAUCCUGCUUAAUUUCAUAGGUGUGACAGUGGAGCCAGAGCAGAAGUAUGUGCAUUUCACCUCCACUAGCCACCAGUUUGUCCCUGUCCCCAUUGGCAACACAUUGCCCCCAUGGCAGAUUUACGAGCUGUACAAUGGGGGCUCUGUGCCUGUGAUGUACGAGAUUCAGACCAACGUCCUGUCACAGAUUCAGAAACACAACUUUAAUCACCCCAUCUUCAGCUGCCUCAACCCCGAAGGGGAAAUCCAACCGGGCACAACCGCUCAGAUCUUGUGGAUCUUCUCACCCAUCGAGGCCAAGACCUACACGGUGGACGUGCCCAUACACAUCCUGGGAUGGAACUCAGCCCUCAUCCGCUUCCAGGGAGUGGGCUAUGACCCGCAUGUCAUGGGGGACACAGCCCCAUUCCACAACAUCUCCUCUUUGGACAACAGCUCAAUACACUUCAGGCUGAUGGUUCCUGGACAGACUGUCUUCCUGUCUCAAUCUCAUAUCUCCCUGGGAAACAUCCCUGUGCAGAGCAAGUGUAGCCGCUUGCUGUUCCUCAACAAUAUCUCCAAGAAUGAGACAAUUGUCUUUGCCUGGCAACCAAAGCCUCUAGACUUUGGGGAGGUGUCUGUGAGUCCCAUGGUAGGGGAGGUGGCUCCUGAAGAGACGGUCCCAUUCGUGGUGACCCUGAAGGCUUCAGUGCAUGCCAGCUUCUACAGUUUGGAGCUGGUAUGCAAGGUGUACCGGCAGCAACUCCUGAGGCGGUAUCAUAAGGAACUGCAGGAGUGGAAGGAAGAGAAGGCACGGCAGGAAGUGGAGUUCACCAUCACUGAUACAAAAGUGAAGAGAAGGGUAUACUGCACAGCCUGUGCACCAGUGAGGAAGUACAAGACACUGCCCCCCAUCAAGAACCAGCAGUCUUUCAACCGGCCUGCCAGCUGGAACCUGCAGAUCCCAAAGGAGGAGUCAUCCUGGCCAUGCCCCAAGCCGCCGCUGCCAGGCAUACUCUGCUUGGGCCUCACUGCCCGCACCCAUGCCACCGACUACUUCCUGGCCAACUUCUUCUCAGAGUUUCCCUGCCACUUCUUGCACCGGGAACUGCCCAAGAAGAAGCCCCCUGGGGAGAAGCCAGAGAUUUCUGAGGAAGAAUCCACUUACAACAAGUGGACCUCUGUCUCCAAGGAGGAGAAGCUGCUCUUGAUUGACUGUCUCACCGCUAUCAUCAGGGGCCUGUUGGAGGAUGAGAACUUCCAUGAGGCUGUGAAUCAAAGUCUGGUGGAGCAGGUGCCUUACUUCUCCCAGUUCUGGAAUGAGCAGUCAGCCAAGUUCAUGGCCAAGAAGAGCAGCCUACACUUAGUGCCAGUCCUGUCUCCACCUCCCAAAAUCAGGGAGGAAGGGAAAGGCAAGGAGGAGGAGGAGGAGUUCAAACCAACUUUGAGGAAGAGGCAAUCGGGAGAAGAGGAGGAGCAAGAGGAAGAGGAGGAGGAGGAACAAGAGGAGGAAGAAGAGGAGGAGGAGGAAAUGGAAGAGGAAGAAACAGAAGAGGAAGGGGAGAUGGGCAAAGAGGAAGCAGAGGAGGAGGAGAUGGAGGAGAAGGAGGAGAAGCCGGCCUGGCUAGGGAUGGAGCCUGUGAUGCAGACCAGGUCCCAAGAAUCCCUGCAAUGGCAGUGGCAGCAGCAGCUGAAGGUCAUGAUGAAGGAGGAGCUGGAGCGAGAUGAGAAGGAGGCCAUCAGUCGGCUCCCGGCCUUCGCCAACCUGCAAGAAGCGCUGCUGGAGAACAUGAUCCAGAACAUCCUGGUGGAAGCAAGCCGCGGGGAGGUGGUGCUUACCUCGCGGCCGCGCGUCAUCACCCUGCCGCCGCUCGGCGUGCCCAGGAUAGUGACCUCGGACCCGCUGCCACAGACACCCUCAGUGCAGCGGCAGCAAAUGGAGGCGCCCCGCCUGGCAAUGCCGCACGCCACUGACUCUUCCAAGACGCCGAACCCCAGCCCCUCGGACCUGCCGCCCUAG